Messenger RNA from Candida dubliniensis CD36, 1074 nucleotides. RefSeq lists its product as uncharacterized. The coding region runs from base 1 to 1074 and encodes 357 amino acids. NCBI's taxonomy places the organism in Eukaryota, Fungi, Ascomycota, Pichiomycetes, Serinales, Debaryomycetaceae. The record is from RefSeq and is a predicted model, not a curated record. The transcript has a single exon.
AUGAUCACUCGAAACAUACUACGACUAUCAGCAAGGAAUUGGAGUUGUGCCCGGCCAAUCACCACUUUCAUACCCUAUAGGAGGUAUUUCUGCACCAGCGAACCACAACUACUCAGGGGCAGGAACACCAUCCACCAAUUAAACACACAACUGGCCAUGUUCCCGAUCCAACGAAACAACCGAUUACCCUUGCGCACUAUUGUCAUAUUAAUUGCUGCGUCUAGUUCACUCACAAUGUUGUUGUUUGUGGCAGUUCAGUAUAAAAGAUUCCAGGAUGAGAUAUUACCAGAUGGGAAAUCAAGGAAACGAGCGAUAUUUCUCCCAUUAUGGUUUAAUGGCAACAUCUUGUACCAGACAGCGUAUCUGUUCCCACAUGGAUUGAAAUACUUUGACCCGGAAUUCUACGAAUACAUCAUGACAGAAAUCAAUCAACUGACCACAGAUGGAGGAACACAUAACCACCAUGACACCAACGAUGUGGAACAGUUUUGCCGUGUACUACAAGAGAAGAACAUCAAGUAUGCGGUGUUGGAAGGGUUAUCAGCGAAUCGAGAAAUUCGACAAAUAUUUGGUCUUCCCUUGACUGUGGACUCACAUCCAAAUAGUGAUGGUGAGUUUGAGAUAUGGGUGGAGUCCCAAUACCCCAGUGUUUCUGGGUUGCAAAUUGACAUCACGAAAACUGUUGACAGUAGUCACACGCACUCCAGUAAGGUUGAUUUCCGUUGGGUUGUGAAACCCAUCAAUGCGGUGUCGGUGAUCAACAAUGCAAUGACACUGACAGGGUUGGGGUUGGACCGGUUGGAGAGUACAGAGGCCAACAUCAAGACCCAUGAACAAGGGAGUGGGAAAGUACACGAAGUGAAAAUGGACAAAGAGAAAGUGAAUUUGAAUAAACAACGUGAUUACACGAUCCAAUUUCGUGGCAAGUUUAUGGUGUCAGACAAGUCAAUGGUGAGAGUCGGGGUAGUGGAAUAUUACGGGACAAUUGAUUUUGACCAUCUAUUGAUCAAUCGUGGGGUCAAGAUAACCGAUAUGGAUAUGAAACACGAUGGGGUGUUGUAUAAAGUUAUGUGA